AUGACUCUUAUGUUUGAAUCAUUGUCAAAUGAAAUUUGGCUUAUUAUAUUUAGUUAUCUAUCUUCACGGCAUAUUUGGCGAGGUUUUGUUGGAAUUAAUAAACGUUUGAAUCAAUUACUAACUUCUGAUCUAAUUUGUCAUACUAUCGACUUGAAAGAUAUAUCGUAUUCUGAAAUAGUUGAACUACUUGAAGAUCGUGACAAUAAUUCAUAUGAUCAUCAACGGCAAGCAGAAUUUGUUUCUCAUGCUCAUGCAAUUUGUUUUGAAAAUCAAUUUGAUUAUGAGAUACUAAUUGAUCGAUGGAUAACUACAAAAACAAAUUGGCAAUUCUCAUCUAUACAAAGUAGUUAUAUUUUACUGAAUGCUAUAAAAAGCAUGUAUUCAUUAGUUUCUCAACUUAAAUUUACAAUAUUUCUCGAAUCAGAACUUCAUUAUCUUCGUCUUGUUGUUGAAGAUUCAUAUUACAGUUAUCAUUCUAGUAUUUUAUAA
This is a messenger RNA of Rotaria sordida, 489 nucleotides long. Lineage: Eukaryota; Metazoa; Rotifera; Eurotatoria; Philodinida; Philodinidae. The record is from the annotation of a GenBank genome assembly.